GCUCCGCGGCGGCCGGAAAAGGUGGCUUGUGUCUGGGAGGGGCCACAGCUGUCAGUACAUUGUGAAUCAUCCAAAGAGGAUGCCCGGACAGGUCUCUGUACUACAAUGAAAAGAGAAAACAGAUACUAGGAAUAUUUUUUUAAGACAGCUAUUUGAUUUCUUCUCAAAGUCACUGCUGCCAUCUGAGCUAUUGCGGAAGCAGAAGAUUCAGUAACUAAGAGGUCACCGUGGAGCUGCUGGAAACUCACAGAAGAAGCACCUCUCAAACUGUGCUUCAGGCUCUGAAAAGGAGCACAGGGGAAGCUUAGUCUUGCUUUGGAUCCAAGCAAAUGCUGUCGGAGCGAUGAACUGGGACUUUGUGUGCGGACUACUGGCUUGAUCUUGAUAGGAUUGGGUAUAUGUUGUUGGAUCGGGCAGGCCAAGAGGCCCUGAGACCUACAGGUGCCAACUGUAUGGAGAAAAGCGGCUGUAGUCCAUUUCCAGUGUGUUGGGCUAAAGAAUAUGACAGAUACCUAGCAUCUAGCAAAAGAAUGGCAGCUGCUUAUCUUGACCCAAACUUGAAUCAUACACCAAGUUCAAGUACUAAGAGCCACCUGGGUACUGGCAUGGAACGGUCCCCUGGUACAAUGGAGCGAGUAUUAAAGGUCUUUCAUUAUUUUGAAAGCAGUAGUGAGCCAACCACCUGGGCCAGUAUUAUCAGGCAUGGAGAUGCUACUGAUGUCAGGGGCAUCAUUCAGAAGAUAGUGGACAGUCACAAAGUAAAGCACGUGGCCUGCUAUGGAUUUCGUCUCAGCCACCUGCGAUCAGAGGAAGUUCACUGGCUGCAUGUGGAUAUGGGAGUCUCCAGUGUGAGGGAGAAAUAUGAACUCGCCCACCCACCAGAGGAGUGGAAAUAUGAAUUGAGAAUUCGUUACUUGCCAAAAGGAUUUCUAAACCAGUUUACUGAAGAUAAGCCAACGUUGAAUUUCUUCUAUCAACAGGUGAAGAGUGACUACAUGCUGGAGAUAGCUGAUCAAGUAGAUCAAGAAAUAGCUUUGAAGUUGGGUUGUCUGGAAAUUAGGCGAUCCUACUGGGAGAUGAGGGGCAACGCCCUAGAGAAGAAGUCCAACUAUGAAGUGUUAGAAAAAGAUGUUGGUUUAAAGCGAUUUUUCCCUAAGAGUUUACUGGAUUCUGUCAAGGCCAAAACACUAAGAAAACUGAUCCAGCAAACAUUUAGGCAGUUUGCCAACCUUAAUAGAGAAGAAAGCAUCCUGAAAUUCUUUGAGAUUCUCUCUCCGGUGUACAGAUUUGACAAAGAAUGCUUCAAGUGUGCCCUUGGGUCAAGUUGGAUUAUUUCCGUAGAACUGGCAAUCGGCCCAGAAGAAGGGAUCAGCUACCUGACAGACAAGGGCUGCAAUCCUACACACCUAGCAGACUUCAACCAAGUACAGACCAUUCAGUAUUCAAAUAGUGAAGACAAAGACAGGAAAGGAAUGCUACAACUCAAAAUUGCUGGUGCCCCUGAGCCUCUGACAGUGACGGCACCAUCCCUAACCAUUGCAGAGAACAUGGCUGAUCUGAUCGACGGAUACUGCCGGCUGGUAAAUGGAGCCACACAAUCCUUCAUCAUCAGACCACAGAAAGAAGGUGAACGGGCAUUGCCAUCAAUACCAAAGUUGGCCAACAGUGAAAAACAAGGCAUGCGGACACAUGCGGUCUCUGUGUCAGGAGUCAAUCACUGCCAACAUAAAGUUAAGAAAGCUAGGCGCUUUCUCCCUUUGGUCUUCUGUUCCCUUGAACCUUCUCCAACCGAUGAAAUUAGUGGGGACGAGACAGAUGACUACGCUGAGAUCAUUGAUGAGGAAGACACAUACACCAUGCCCUCAAAAAGCUAUGGAAUAGAUGAAGCCAGGGAUUAUGAGAUUCAGAGAGAAAGAAUAGAACUUGGACGCUGCAUUGGAGAAGGUCAGUUUGGAGACGUACAUCAAGGCGUGUACCUGAGCCCAGAGAAUCCAGCUUUGGCUGUUGCAAUCAAAACAUGUAAAAACUGUACUUCGGACAGCGUGAGAGAGAAGUUCCUUCAAGAAGCCUUAACAAUGCGUCAGUUUGACCAUCCUCACAUCGUGAAGCUGAUUGGAGUCAUUACAGAGAACCCCGUCUGGAUAAUCAUGGAGUUGUGCACGCUUGGAGAGCUGAGGUCAUUUUUGCAAGUAAGGAAAUACAGCUUGGAUCUGGCAUCUUUGAUCCUAUAUGCCUAUCAGCUUAGCACAGCACUCGCGUAUCUGGAAAGCAAAAGAUUUGUUCACAGGGACAUUGCUGCUCGGAAUGUUCUUGUGUCCUCAAAUGAUUGUGUAAAAUUGGGAGACUUUGGAUUAUCCCGAUAUAUGGAAGACAGUACUUACUAUAAAGCUUCCAAAGGAAAAUUGCCUAUUAAAUGGAUGGCUCCAGAGUCAAUCAAUUUUCGACGUUUUACCUCAGCUAGUGAUGUGUGGAUGUUUGGUGUGUGUAUGUGGGAGAUACUGAUGCAUGGCGUGAAGCCUUUUCAAGGAGUGAAGAACAAUGAUGUGAUCGGUCGAAUUGAAAAUGGGGAAAGAUUACCAAUGCCUCCAAAUUGUCCUCCCACCCUCUACAGCCUUAUGACGAAAUGCUGGGCCUAUGACCCCAGCAGGCGGCCCAGGUUUACUGAACUUAAAGCUCAGCUCAGCACAAUCCUGGAGGAAGAAAAGGUGCAGCAAGAAGAACGGAUGAGGAUGGAGUCCAGAAGACAGGCGACCGUGUCCUGGGACUCUGGAGGGUCUGAUGAAGCACCACCCAAGCCCAGCAGACCUGGUUAUCCUAGCCCAAGAUCCAGUGAAGGAUUUUACCCCAGCCCACAGCACAUGGUCCAAACCAAUCACUACCAGGUCUCUGGCUACCCAGGUUCUCAUGGAAUCCCAUCCAUGGCAGGCAGCAUUUACCCAGGUCAGGCAUCUCUUCUGGACCAGACAGAGUUGUGGAAUCAUAGACCCCAGGAGAUGUCUGUGUGGCAGCCUGGUGUGGAGGACUCAGCAGCUUUGGACCUUCGAGGAAUGGGACAGGUGCUUCCCCCUCAUCUGAUGGAAGAGCGGCUAAUCCGACAGCAGCAGGAAAUGGAAGAGGACCAGCGCUGGCUGGAGAAGGAAGAGCGAUUUCUGAAACCUGACGUGAGGCUCUCUCGAGGCAGCAUCGACAGGGAGGAUGGGAGUUUUCAGGGUCCGACUGGAAAUCAGCACAUCUAUCAGCCUGUGGGGAAAACAGACCCUGCAGCUCCACCAAAGAAACCACCCCGCCCUGGAGCACCUGGUCACCUAAGCAACCUGGCAACCAUCAGCAACCCUGCAGACAGCUACAAUGAGGGUGUCAAGCCGUGGAGGCUUCAGCCCCAGGAAAUCAGCCCCCCUCCCACUGCCAACCUGGACCGGUCCAAUGACAAGGUGUAUGAGAACGUGACGGGCCUAGUGAAAGCUGUCAUCGAGAUGUCCAGCAAAAUCCAGCCAGCUCCUCCGGAAGAGUAUGUCCCUAUGGUGAAGGAAGUUGGCCUGGCCCUACGGACCUUACUAGCCACUGUGGAUGAGACCAUUCCAGCCCUCCCAGCCAGCACACAUCGAGAGAUCGAGAUGGCGCAGAAGCUUCUGAACUCUGACUUGGGUGAGCUCAUCAGCAAGAUGAAGCUGGCUCAGCAGUACGUCAUGACCAGUCUGCAGCAGGAGUACAAGAAGCAGAUGCUGACAGCUGCUCAUGCCCUGGCUGUGGACGCCAAGAAUCUCCUUGAUGUCAUUGAUCAGGCAAGACUGAAGAUGCUAGGGCAGACACGGCCACAUUGAGCCACUGGCCAUUGAACACGGCUUUCUGCUCUUUGGGAGAUCUUUUCUAGCAUUCCACCAGCAGCGAGGAAGUAACAAUACCAUGUCCUCCUCGGACGCCUGUACUCACAACUCCAACUGAAUGACAGCUAGCUGAAAGUCUCUCUUGUAUAAGUUUAACCACUAAUGUGUGGUUUUGAUUUUGUUAUUUUUCUAAAUAAUGUUCAGAAACAUCUGGAUCCAAAAUGUGGCAUUUUUCUGAAAUGAAGAUUGUACAUUAAGAAGCUUUUAAAAUACACUUGGUGUUGGAAUUGGGAUGUGUGCUCUUAGAAGUGGUAAUUCCUACUGAUCGUGGCUUCGAGGUGGAAGAGGAAUGUCUGAAGAGGGAGGGUUCCCCAAGAACCCGAGGUUGGCCAUCCUCCUGCCAGAGUUCCUGUUCAGGCUGGCUUACAAUAUGCUAAUCUCGCUUGCAGAGAAAGUGCAUAAAAACUGUAUUUUGAAGACUGAGAGUUUUCAGAAAAAAGCUUCCGCCCUCCCUGUGUCCACCUUUUUCUUUGCAGUGGAUACUGAAGCAUUGAGUUGUAAACUCUCUGUAGAACUGACAAAAACUCUUAUCUUUCCUCACCAGAAUUCUGUGCCAGUUUUUUGUAGCAAUGUAAUUUUUCUUGGGAGCAGAAAUGCUUUGUACCAGAGCACUCCCAGCUGCAUCAAGAAGUUCCGGAACCAUCCCUGUUCUCCAUUUUUAUAUAAUUUAUAAGAAUUAAAGCCAUGUUGACUCUUACAGCCACUAGAGCUAACUGAUGUUCAUUGCGUCUGUCUUCCAAGGGAGGACCCACAGGACACACAGGGAUGUGGUUCUCUUUAGAUGUCCAGUUGUCGCCACACCAUGCGUCUGUUAGAUGAUGUUGAAAGCAUACCUUCCCUUUAGUUUGUUGAGGGAUAUAAAUUAUUCUCAGGAAGAAUAUAAUGAAUUGUACAGUUACUCUGACCUAUUAAAAAGGUGGCGCCAGUCAA
Molecule: messenger RNA, 4814 nt
Organism: Mesocricetus auratus (golden hamster)
Lineage: Eukaryota; Metazoa; Chordata; Mammalia; Rodentia; Cricetidae
Gene: Ptk2
Product: protein tyrosine kinase 2
Exons: 38
Coding region: 399-3821 (1140 amino acids)
Biological process (GO): protein phosphorylation; signal complex assembly
Cellular component (GO): cytoskeleton; focal adhesion
Molecular function (GO): ATP binding; protein tyrosine kinase activity
Source: RefSeq, a predicted model, not a curated record